Messenger RNA from Heterocephalus glaber (naked mole-rat), 4965 nucleotides. The record is from RefSeq and is a predicted model, not a curated record. NCBI's taxonomy places the organism in Eukaryota, Metazoa, Chordata, Mammalia, Rodentia, Bathyergidae.
GGGUGCAGCACAGAGCCUGUCCCGGAGCUGCGUGCUCAUGGUGCUUGCAGUGAGGGGCUGCUCGCUGGCAUCUGUUUUCGUAACCAUGUGGCUGCUGGUCAGAGCACAAAUAGACGUGUGCCGGCUGGGCGACGUCACCGUGAGACCGGCCAGUGUCGUGCCUCUCGGCGUGGCGGUGGAGAUCUCCUGCUCGCUGAAGCCCGGCCAAAGCUGCCUGCAAGGCUCCGCCUUCCACAGACUCAUCCUCUACAAGUCCGGCACGGAAAUCGGCUCCCACCAGGGCCCGGCCUUCAGCUUCCGAGUGUCGGACCUGCCCCUGGGCACAGCUGUGUUUGUCUGCAAAGCGGUCUGCGCCACAGGCACCCUAGCCCUGGUGUGCGGGGCGGAGGUCUCCGUGGGCGCUGCUCCAGAGUGCCCUCGAAAUGUGUCUUGUGUGCAGGAGGGACAGCAUGGAGCCGUGGCCUGCUCCUGGGACCCCGGCCGAGAUACCCGCCUGAGCCAUAACUACACGCUACAGCUACAUGGACCCGGAAAUUUAAUUUGGCAGAAGCAGUGCGGGAAUUACUGUCGUCGCCUGGACCUUGGAAUCAGCCUCAGCCUUGAACUACUUGAGUCAAGUUUCACAGCUGAGGUUACCGCUGCAAACCACCUCGGAAACGCUUCCUCGGGCCCAUCGACGUUCACAUUCCUGGACAUAGUGAAGCCGCUUCCUCCGAGUGACCUCAGAGUCCAGUUCCCGAAUGGGUCUGGCAGCCGCUGUACCCUCCAGUGGACGGACGAGGCCUGGGUGCUGCUCAACCGGCUCCGGUACCGGCCCGGGGACAGCAGAUCCUGGAGGACGGUCAGCGUGACCGACGCCCAGGGGAGACACGAAGGGCUUCGCCUGGAGCCCUUCACCGACUACGAAUUCCAGGUCUCCUCUAAGCUGCGUCUUUCCGGCGGAGGCUGGAGCAACUGGAGCGAACCCUUGCGGGCACGCACACCCGAGGAAGAGCCCUCGGGGACGCUGGACGUGUGGUACCGGAGCCAGCUGGCAGCCGGCGGCCGGCAGGUGUCCGUGUUCUGGAAGAGCCUGAGCCUGGCAGAGGCGAGAGGGAGAAUCCUGCACUACCAGGUGGCCCUGCAGGAGGUGUCAGGGAGGGCAGCCAUGCUGUGGAACGUCACACGAGGCACCUCCUGGACCGGGGUCCUCCCCAGCACCGGGACUUGGACCACAGCUGUGUCUGCCACCAACUCCAAAGGAAGCUCCCGGCCGGCUCAAGUGACCAUAGGGAACCCGUGUGGCACAGGGUCGCUGGCUCCCCGCGAGGUCUCCGCGAGCUCCCGGGGCGAGGACAGCGUCUCGGUGACCUGGCAGCCUCCCGGGCGCGGGGGGCCCGCCGUGCAGCAGUACCUGGUGGAGUGGACGGCGCUGCCCGGGCGCGGGCGCGGCUCGCAGGCCCCGCUGAGCUGGCUGCGGAUCCCCGCCUCCAACAGGUCUGCCGUCAUCUCAGAGAGCAUCGAGCCCUACGUGUGUUACGAGAUCCGCGUGUUCGCGCUGUCGGGGGACCGAGGCGGGUGCAGCUCUGUACUGGGCGACUUAAAACACAGAGCACCGGCCAUCGGCCCCCACAUCGAGGCCAUCACCGAGGAUGAGACAGGCGUGUUGGUCUCCUGGAGCCCCAGGCCGGCCGGGGAGCAGGUGGGCUGUGUCGUGCACCUCCGGAUCUACUGGCGGGAACGGGGCUCCAGCACCCCGCCGAGGCUCCAGGAGGUCCCCUGCUGGCCCUCCAGGAGCUCCCACCCGCUCUCCGGCCUGUGGCACGGGGUGACCUACGUGCUGUGGAUGACGGCGGUGACAGCAGCUGGCGAGGGGCCCCGGGGAAACGAAAGGGAAUUCCGCCUGCAGAGUAAGCAAGGACGCGGCCCUGGGACGCUGCCCGCGCUCCUCGUCUCCUCCCUCGGCCACCGGCGCCCCACGGGAGGAGCCAGCUGGAGCGCGGUCCUGGCUGUGAGUGCCUGUGUGGCUGUCCUCACCCUGGGCGUCCUCUUCACCGGCUGCUUCCAGCAAAAGGCGCUGCUGCUGCUCUCGGCGCUCAGGCCACAGUGGUGCCGCCCGGGGAUCCCAGACCCGGCCAACAGCACCUGGGCCCGGAGGCUCGUGCUGGAGGAGAUCUCACUAGGUUGUGAAAUUUUGCAGGCUGGGCUUGAACUUGGGGUCCUUCUGCCUCGGCCCCCAGCUGCUGGGAUGGCAGACGUGCUGGCUUCUGUGCCUGAUGCUGGUGGCACCUCUUCCCCAGCCAAGUCCUGGGCUGUUGCCAGGGUCCCUGCACCUCCAGCCUUCAGCCACGGCCCCUUCCUCCCUUCCCAGGAGAGGACCCCGCUGCCGGUGGACGGGACGCAGACGGAGCCGGAGCCCUUGAUCAUCAGUGAGGUCCUGCCUGGCGCGACUGCAGUCUUCAGAGCUGCCCAGUGCCCCCGCUGGCCUGAGGAGGGGCAGGGAGACCGGGCCCGCCUCGACUGCACAGAGGGGCCGGUGGGCAUGGGCUGCAGCCCGCCCCCUGUGGGGCCCCUGUACAGGGCGCUGGCGGUGACUCUCCCGGGCCCUGACGGCUACCUCCCCGCCAGCCCUGGGGUCCUGGCCACCCCAGAGUCCCCGCUCCCUGAGCCCGAGCAGGAGCCGGGGCCACCACCUGUCACCCUCUCCAUCUUCACGGCCCGCUCCCUCCAGCCUGUGGGUGGUGCCUGCGGCCCGAGGCUGACCCUGGACCGGCUCAGGCUGGGCUGUGACUCCCUGGCGCUCUAGCCCCAAGCUUGCAGGUCCCGGGCGGGCGUGGCCUGAGGACCUCGGCUCAGCCCAUGACCUCACCUCCGGCCCGGCUCGGCGGCUUCAGCUUUGGUACCAGCAAGGGGCAAGGGACCCGAGUGGAGAGCAGUCCUCACGGUGGCAGCGUCCUGCGGCGGGCGACUGACUGCUGGCCCCACACUCGCUGCAGCCCUCCUGCCUCGGCCUCCCGAGUGUCCAUGUGCGGGGUUGGGAUUGAGCCGCUUUGCCCGUCAGCCUCCGCCCGACAAGCCCAGAUCUAAGACGGGAAAGCCGCCUGGAGUGGCUGUCCCUCCUCGCCCGGACACAGGCCACCCCACCCGAGCCUGGCUGACUAGGAAAGUGACUCUGUGAGCAGCAAGGAACGAAGACUGCAUUCACGCGGUUUCGGGCCAGCUGUGGAUCCCAGGCCGGCACGGUCACACUGCAAGCAUCCUGCGGCCCUGCACACCUCUGCAACCUGCCUGCCUGUCGCACGCUGCCGCGCUCCCCUCAGCCAGCCGGCCUUCCCAGGCACAAGUCAGACGUCCCUGACAGCCCAAGGGAACGCUGUUGGGGUCCCACUGCCCUACCACGACCCAGGCCCGGCUGAGCCCGGACACAGCACCGGCUCUGCGGCCUGACUGUCCGCCCCAGGCAGGGGCCACGGCCUGCUCCCAGUGCUGCCGCUGCCCGCCCGGUCAGCACUGCCCACCCUCCGCCCCGUGGCUGCUCUGAGGCUGCAGGCCGGUUUCUGUAAAAGCGCACCUCCACUUCUGACCGGCCUGCAGAGACGUGUCACCCCUCCCGCCGCAGCGCCACCUGCAAGUCAGCUCCCGCGUUCUCCCCGAGACUGCCGUUACUCAGGUCACGGUCUUCAUCAGCAGGCGCAGACACCCCACCGGCAGUUUCCUCUGAGAGCUGCGUUCUGAAGCGCAAGGCUUUCCCAGGUGGUGUUUUGUUUGGUUUUGUUUGAGACAGGGUCUCACUGUGAAGUCCAGGCGGGCCCUGAGGUCAGUGAUCCUUCCGCCUCAGCCUCCCGAGUGCUGAGGUUACAGGCGUGCAGCACCGCACCCAGACUCCCAAAUGUUCUUUUGCAGGCUGCACAGGACCAAAAGCACUUCUUUUGCUGUGGCUUCCAGCACUAGCAUUUGACUCACACAAGCUGCCCAGGGUCCAUGUAACUGUUAAGAAAAUAACCUACCGGAUGUUGUUGAUCUACUGUAACCUAGCCUCAGGGUCCUGGGCACUGUGGUAACAAAACCCAGCGGCGUGGGGCAUACACAGCACACCAGCUAUGGACCCCCAUGACUGCUCAGUGAGCACCUGCUUUAAAAACAGCUUCACGGAAUCCCGGCUCCCACACCCUCUUCAGAAGCUCCUACUCUAGACAUCUGUGUGGGUGAGACCCAGUCUCACUGUGUAGUUCUGCCUGGCCUCGAACCCACGGUGACCCUCCUGCCUCGGCCUCCCGGGUGCUGGGAUUAUGGUGUGGACUGUCCUGUGUGGCACGAAGCUCCUAGUUUGGACUUGAGCACGCACAGCCUCCCUGAACAGAGACGCGUACUGAACGAUGCGGCACAGAUGAGGCUGCAGUCCAGUGGUCACUGUGACAGCCAAGUUCCUUACCGCUCAGUUCCAGGAAAAAGGCACAGACCCAGCGCCCCCUAAACAAAACAUUCAUUUCACCUGUCCAAGGCCAGGAGGCGGGGCCACCCCCCCACCCGCUGUGUCUUAUUUCCUCCCUUGACACACAUGGAGGCUGAGGAGCGAGCGCCUCCCACAUGGGCUCCCGCCACAAAGCAGCUGCAGGCGCGGCAUCGGUUGCCAGGACGUUUGGCUCUAGGCAGUCAGGUCAAGGACCAAGCCAGCUUGGAGCAGACCCAGGCUACCCGUGUGGAAACCAGUGCCAGUUCUUCUCGUCCUAAACUCCAGAGGGGAACCAGCUAGGGCUCACCUAGGUGACAGGGUGACCGUGCAAGCCAGGGCUCCUGUCCCUCAGCCCUCCCUGUCUCCUCAUGCACACACCAGACCCUAAGUGGCACUGUCCACACCCCUGGAGGUCACACGCGACCCACCCUGCCCAGGCGGCCGGCAUGGAAAGCGCCCGGCCGCCUGAGACUGUCUGGUGCACUCCGCAGGCUGCAGAGGCCCUGGGAGUGGCCUGGGGAGGCCCAGCGCCA